AGUAUUGCAGGUAAGAACUACACAACCAAAGUGGAAGAAGUGCGAUCCGAACUACGAAAAGUUGGUGCAGACGCAAUGGUGGUCACAGCUUUAGACGAGAUAGCAUGGAUGCUGAACAUCAGAGGCAGGGACGUACCUAAUUCCCCGUAUUUACGAAGUUACGUCGUACUUGACAUGCAAAAGGUCUUUUUGUACGUAAACUCCAGCCAGUUGAAUGGUACAGUCAGGAGCCACUUGGGAAUAGGUUCCAGGAUCGUCAAAAGCGACUCCGUGUAGUAAGUAACAUUUGCGAGACUACGAUGACAUUUGGACGGAUCUAAGAACAGAAUCGCAGUAUUACAAAAAGAUCCUAGUUCCGUCUUACUGCGUAUACAGUGAAGGUGCUAGCCAUGCAAUCUACCAGCACAUUGAUCCUGAAAGAAGAUUGCCAAUGCAGUCUCCGAUCAUAUAUCUAAAAGCUUUGAAAAAUCAGGUGGAAAUCAAAGGAAUGCUAGAAGCCAAUGUGAAAGAUUCUGCUGCUGUGUGUGACUGUUUCGCGUAUAUCGAACAACGGAUUACAGAUGGUGAGAACUUCACAGAACUAGACGUAGUCAGAAUCCUGGAUGAAUACAGAUAUGAACAGAGACUAUCACUGGGCAACAGUUUUCGGACUGUAGUAGCGUUUGGUGAAAAUUCAGCUUACCCAAACUAUGAACCUACUAUAAAUACAAAUACCCAAAUUUUCACAAACAGCACAAUCGUUUUGGACUCAGGAGGGCAAUACUUUGGUGGCACAACGGACAUUACCAGAACACUGCACUUUGGUUCUCCAUCUGAUGACGUGAAAGAAGCUUAUACAAGGGUGCUAUCAGGAAUGAUCCAGCUGUCUAUGUUGACAUUCCCCAGCCGUUUGAAAAUGGCAAUGGUCGAUGUUGUGGCCAGAUCAGCUUUGUGGGAAGUCGGAAUGGACUAUUUCCAAGACACUGGUCAUGGCGUUGGAUCGUUUUUGGGCGUUAGAGAAUCUCCGAUCAAAAUCAACUUUAAUUCUAAAGUCAGUUCGGAACAAACAUUCAAACCCGGAUACUUCCUCUCAAAUGAGCCUGGAUAUUACAGAGACGGUCAGUUUGGAAUAAAGCUGGAAAACAUACUACAAGUUGUUGAUAAGCCAUGGUUAAAUCAUGGAGGACAUGCAUUCCUUGGAUUUAAAGUGAUAACCUUGGUUCCAUUUGAACCAAACUUGAUCAAACUGGAGUUGCUUUCACCUCAUCAGAGAAGAUGGCUGAACAAAUACAAUGAACAAAUUCGACAGCAUGUAGGAGCAGAAUUGAAGAGACAGAACCGGAUGCAUGGUUUCUAUUGGAUGAUGGAUAAAACUAAGUAUAUUCCAGAAAAUGGGAGUAGAAGCCUCAUCGCAAAUCUGUUGUUAGCUGUAACGAGCACUGCCUUUAUAUGCUUUGUAGUAUAAGAUAUUAUUUUUGUAUUGAAUAAGCUAUUAAUUUAUUAUAAAGGAAAUAUCGAAAAGAUUUAUAGUUUUUUACACCAUACUUGUUUUUUAUAGAUUAAAAAAUCACUGCACAUAUUUGUCUCAUUCAAUCAAUUACUGUGGAAUCAGCUGAUGCUAUUAAAAUAGCGAUUUGCAUAUGAGUACACUAUGUGG
Molecule: messenger RNA, 1636 nt
Organism: Acanthoscelides obtectus
Lineage: Eukaryota; Metazoa; Arthropoda; Insecta; Coleoptera; Chrysomelidae
Source: the annotation of a GenBank genome assembly